UUAGAAAAGAAAAAAAAAAUGAUGUCGGGAGGGCUUUAUUAGCUAACGAUCAAAGGAACUGUCUCUUUCGGCGUGGGUUUUGUUCUGUUCAAUGUGUUCUCAUACCACUGUGUGGGUAACGUUGGAAGGAGAGACGCGUAUGAUCUUAUAAAGUGUUAACAUAAUGUUUAGCAAAAAGAAAGUGUUUAACAUAAUGAUUGCGGCUAUUAGGUUUCAUACACAAGAUGGGCGACGAGUUAAUCAAUUUUUGGCUUCCCAAAGAAUUGCACCUAACCAUAUAUAAAAAUAAGAAGUGCUGGAGUUUGAAUUACUUUUAGAAUAUUUGGAUUCUUUUUGUAUGUAAAAAUUGGUUUAUGAGGGACGAGUUCGGGAAUCGGGUGCGGCUAGUAGUGGCCAAGAAUCUGAUACCAAUAUCUUUCCAAAGCUGCUGCUUUCUAUCGCAUCCCUCCAUUUUCAAACUGAUUCUUAAAGGUUCCUUUCGAUUAUUAGUAUUCGAAUAUUAUGCAUGCAUCUCCUUUUCUAUAUCUCUAGUGUGUUUACACCAUCCUCGAGCUCGAGUUAUAUAGACAAAGCUUUAUCUAACCAACUAGGCUAAUGAUUUUUUUUUUAAUGUGAUUUUAGGUGGUUUCUACAUAUACAAGCUGGCGGGCAUCUAGUCUGGUUCAAUACUUCAUCUAUUUUCACAUGAACUUCUUUUAUAUAUAGUUCGAGUUAACUAUCUAUAUAACAUAUAUAGUAUAUCGUUUUGACAUGGUAUCAAGAGUUGGUGGUAUCAUUUUUUUUUGUCGACUGGAUAGAGUUGGUGGUAUCAAAUCCAAAAAAAAAAAGACAUUUUAACUAGAAAUAUAUACAGUAAUCAGUAUGAACGAAGUUUGUCAUGUCUAAGUUAAGAAAAAAAUCAACUGAGGUUGGGCUAAUGUCCCGUGAAAGAUAAUUCUAAUACGGUGAAUCUGCAAUUCGAUUCCUGUGGACCACCAAAAAAUUUAUAAAUGUAGGCAUUUUUGGAGCCCAUAGAUUAGUCAGUUGAUUUCGCAAAGAAACUGUGAUUAACUCAAAAAAAAAAAGUUAAGAAAAGAAGGAAAAAGAAAAUUUACGGUAAAAAUGUGAAAGAAUAAGUCUAAUAUGGGCUUUCUAGUUAUUAUAUAAUAAUUUGCCAAAAUAUUCCACUUUUGCUUCAACUGAGUAGGAAGAAGCUGGGCUUGUCUGCCUACUGGCUAUGGUUUUUGUAUGGCUUUUUAUCUUAACUUUUCUGGGCCUGUAAGAGUAAUAUCCUCAAAAAGAACAAAAACCGCUAGAAGGAGGGGUCGAACCUCCGACCUUGUGGUUAACAGCCACACGCUCUAACCAACUGAGCUAUUCCAGCUUGAUUGGUCACAUAUGUCUAUAAACAAUUUAGUUUUAAUAGUUUAAGUAAAUUGAAUAUGGAGGGAAUGUCAUUUCACUCAAACCAGAGACUGAUCCAAAAUACAAAUGUCUAGAAAAACUCUUAUAAGUUAUAACUUCAAUCCAACGUCUUUUAUUCGUCUUCUCCAGAAAGUCAUUCCCUUUACUCUUUCCUCGAACCUUCUCUCUUCUCCCACAAACGUCUCCAAGAAUACGAUUCCCUACGUACUCACACAGGCUCAAGCGCUCCGUCGCUCCCCGCUCCUUACGUCAUCGAGAAAGAUCCCAUUUCGCUUGAUUUAGAGACUGUCUCUACGCUCAUUGAAUCAAUGAAACUGGUGAAAGCUUUGGCUUUGGUUGAAGGUAUUGGUCAAAGGAGGGUUCGUUGAUGCAAGUGAGAGAAAUCUCAGGAGAUGAAGAUUUUGGGUAUAAGAAAGCAUUCACGGAGGGAGAUUCACAAGAAGCUGAGAACAAAAGUUUUCAGGACAGAAGGACAAAAGAUAUUGAUUGUCUCUAGAUAGUGUUUUGACACGUGGCAUUGCUAAUAUGAGGAGCAACUUGAUUAGGAAAAAGUUUUUAGUUAAAAAAGAUUGGCUUUUAUUAAAGGAGAGCUAAUCCCUACAUUAUAGGAAUACCCUUGGUUUUAAAGAAUUCUGGAGAAAAAAAAGACCAAAUGGAUUAACUCUUUCAUUUUGUUCAAACCUUUGACCCUUAAGGAUUUUAUCCUUUUGUUUUGUGUUUUAUGUAUUAACUGUUUGAUGGAUUGGUCAUUGUUCCAGCCUCAAGAAGAACACAAACUUUUAACUGUUUUAUGUAUUUAGACGUUCUUCCUUUCAUUGAGGUCAAUACUUAUCAACCUAUUCGUUCUUAGAACCUUUUGCUCAUUUCCAUUUGAUUUAUAGACGGAGGAAAAGAUUACUAACGAAGGCAGCCAUUGCCUGUAAAGCACAAGCAAUGGAAAAGAAUCAUAAGAAAGGACACAAUAAAAAGGGUUUUAAUCUAAAGAAGCAUAGAAAAGGUGAUCCAAGACCAACCAAUAAAGGAGGGAAUGAUGAGAAGCCUGUUUUGUUCCAGUUGGGGAGCAUUGCUAUGGUCAGUGAUGCUCGUCUCAAGGCAGAUCCAGAGAUCACCAACAGCAUACCUGCAUCUCCUUCCUUGUCUUCAUCAUCUUCCUCAGGGAAUAACAAUGCAAAAGAAAGGAAACUAUCAGAGUUACAAAGCUCAUCAAACACAUUUGGGUCACAAGUCUCUGGUGUGACGCAUGCAUCAUCAGUAGAGCCUGCGCUUCUUUCGUCUCCUUCUGUUCAGUUAAUGGAUAGAGAAGGAUCUGACCAAGUCUCCCAGAGAAACUCUUUACCGAUCUUGGAGAGAAACUUGAGCGCGGUCUCGAAUGAUUCUCUGUUUAGUCUCAGCAUAGGUGAUAACGGGAUAACAAGAGAUGAGUUGUUUAGUUACCGUGACUUCAAGGCUGGAGAGCUUUUGAAAUCGAGUGAGCUAUUGUCUUUCUGCCCUUCUGUCGAUGUUCCUGUUGACUCUUCCGAUAUUGGGAAGAGCUUUGAUUUGGAGGACAAAGCGAGUGAGUUGUUAGAAAGUGACAGUGAUGAUAAAUCUUCAACCUCGGAGGUAUCGUGGAGGAACCUUGGUGAUAACUCAGACGAAGCGCCAAGCAGCACGCAGUCAGUUUCAUCUCCAAUAACAAAAAAGAAGAAGAAGAAAAAGAAGGUGAAGAAAAAGAAUACACAGCAGCAGAAGAAGAGAUGUUCUUGGUUGUGUUGCAAGGACACUGGACCGUGCUUCUCUUGUUGCCAAUGGCCAAAUAGUGAUUACGACAUCUCUUGUUGCAAGCGUCUAAAAUAUUGUUUGUGCUGCUGCGGACUGCCCCAAUGCUGCUUCUCUUCUUGUAGCUGGUUCUUUUGCUGCUGUUCAAGUUCUUCAAAGAAGUUAAUAGAUGAUGAGAUAGCUAUGCAGAAACCACAGAAGGCAGAGUCCAAAACAUCUCAUAAUUGGUUCUGUUGCUUUCCUUGUUGUGCUUCUUAGUUUAGAUUACUACCCACUAUGUUUUUUUUCUGUAGCUAAAGGGAUUAAAAGAAAAUUUAGAUUUUACACAGAUAUAAGUGUUUCUUGCUUAUUAAGACUGAGAACAGUUGUCAAGAAAAGAAGAACAACAAUAUGAUUUUCUUUUUUUUUCAUCAA
Brassica napus (rape) is the source of this 3576-nucleotide messenger RNA. RefSeq lists its product as uncharacterized. The transcript has 4 exons. Lineage: Eukaryota; Viridiplantae; Streptophyta; Magnoliopsida; Brassicales; Brassicaceae. The coding region runs from base 2338 to 3420 and encodes 360 amino acids. The record is from RefSeq and is a predicted model, not a curated record.